Molecule: messenger RNA, 777 nt
Organism: Euleptes europaea (tarantolino)
Lineage: Eukaryota; Metazoa; Chordata; Lepidosauria; Squamata; Sphaerodactylidae
Product: enkurin-like
Exons: 5
Coding region: 1-777 (258 amino acids)
Cellular component (GO): acrosomal vesicle
Molecular function (GO): calmodulin binding
Source: RefSeq, a predicted model, not a curated record
AUGGCAGCGCUGUGUGUGGAAGAGAACAUUUACAAUCUUCUCCCCAUGGAAGAAGGCACGCCCUUCCGGCCACCCAGAAGGUACAUCUCCACAUUCAAGCCCUCUGUGGAAAGGGAAGCGUGGGGGCAGAAUAAAGCCCCGUGCAAGACGAUGGGUGUGCCGAAGCUCCAAGUCCCCACUCCGAAGGACUUCCUGCAGAAAUAUUCCAAGACACUGAAGCUGCCAAAGAGGCGAAAAUCUCGAGGCAGUAAGAAACUCCCGGCGCUGAAUGUGCCCCGGAGGACAGAGCGGCCCAUCAUGGGCAUUCGGAGCAAGAAGAAUUUCAUCACAGCAAAUGCCGCCGAAGCCAUCAUGCAGGUGGCCAAGAAGCCCCUCCGCGCCUGCGUCGACGUGCGGAAGGGGGACAAAUUCCUCAUUGACGAUUCAGGACUUGUUAAAAAAUAUCUCAUAAAAAAGGAUUUUGGUGCUGUACCCAGAUACCUCAAGAGACAAAAUGAGGCAGCAAGAAGGGCCAAGGAAGAGUCUGACAACCAAAUCAAGGAGACCCUCAGUCAAAAAGGUCCCAAACGGAUUUCCAAAGCAGAAAGGGAGGAUCUUCUGGAGGGCCUCAAGAAUAACUGGGAAGAGCUUAACCAUGCGUUUCAAAACAUGUCCGUGGCCGUGGACACGAUCCCAAGGAAGCUUUACCGGGAGAAGCUGGAGACGCAGAUGAAGCAGCUGGAGCACGACAUCGGCGCCCUUGAGAAGCACCAACUGAUCUAUGUAGCAAGCAACUAG